AGCUUCCGAUCCAGUCCAGCCCCCAUGUGUUUGCUGGUGGUAUUAUUGUAGUGAACCUCUGGCGACGUCUUUCUUGCCAACGACCAUCUCCUGCAGCUUCACACCCCUGAGAUACGCGAGGUGUCCACGCGCUCGCCAAAGGACUCCCUGCCCAUGAUUACUUCGUUCUCAUAGUUUGCGACACAACACUGCUGUUCCGACCCCGUCUCUGAAGCCCUCCUCACCAAGAACACAUACUCCUUGACGCCUGCGCAGGCUUACGCCCUACACUUUGCACCCCUGCCAGCGAUGGCACAAACACUCAUGGACGUAUUCUACUCCUUAGGAAGUUGCGUAUGUUGCUUUCCGAGCACUCCGCAGUUGAAGAUAAAUCAUAGAAGCUUUCGGAUGUUGAGACUACUAGGCGAGGGCGGCUUCUCCUAUGUAUACCUUGUCCAAGACACGUCUGACUCGACACUCUAUGCCCUUAAAAAGAUUCGUUGCCCGUUCGGCCAGGAAUCCGUGUCCCAGGCCCUCAAAGAAGUCGAAGCCUACACCCUCUUCGCCCCUCACCCAAACAUCAUUCACAGCAUCGACCACGCCGUACAAAACGACUCAAGCACCAAAGUCUCCGGCAUCGGCAAUGACUCUUCCUCCUCCUCCAAGACCGUCUACAUCCUCUUACCAUACUACCGGCGUGGCAACCUCCAAGACAUGAUCAACGCCAACCUCGUCAACCACACACGGUUUGGCGAGCGACGCCUCAUGCAAAUGAUGCUGGGCGUCUGCAAGGCCCUCAAAGCCAUGCACCAAUACCACGUACGCAACACUCCCUCGAGGGCCGCCGCCCAAGCGAUCCGUGAAGAAGCAGCCAACGAAGACGCCGAUGCUGCUCGGCGCAAAGCCCAAUCCCGCACCCAGAAGCGCAGCAUGACGGCAGACGAGACCCAUCAACAAGACCUGGCCACAGAACAAGAACAGCCGCUCAUGCCCGAGGGCGAGAUCACGCGUGCACAAGAGGGCAAAGAACCGGGCGACACCCGCGCCUACGCCCACCGCGACAUCAAGCCCGGCAACAUCAUGAUCUCGGACGACGGCCGCAUGCCCAUCCUAAUGGACCUGGGCAGUCUCGCACCAAGCCCUACGCCCAUCACGUCGCGCUCGCAAGCGAUUGCCGUGCAAGACAUCGCGGCCGAACAUUCCACCAUGCCCUACCGAGCACCGGAACUAUUCGACGUCAAGACCGGGAGCGUGAUCGACACGAAGGUCGACAUCUGGUCUCUCGGCUGCACAAUGUACGCCUGCCUGGUCGGUAAAUCGCCUUUCGAAGCACGCAGCGACGAAACCGGUGGAAGUCUGAGUAUAUGUGUGCUGAGUGGGGACUGGAGAUGGCCUGGCGAGGGCAACGCAAACAAGGGCAAAGCUCCUUCAAGAUCGAACACGCAGCAAUCCGUAGCCAACGGCGCCGCCGCCGCUCCCGAACCGACCAACCCAGGGGACAGGGUGUACCCUCACCCUGCUGCCAGGGAAGUCGUGCGACGGUGUCUCCAGGUGGAACCGUCAGAAAGGCCCGAUGUCGAUGAACUCAUGACCCUCAUCGACACGUGCUUGAGUGAACUGCCCGAGGACGACGAGGGUGGUGGUCCCUCGGACACCGACUUAUAGGGGGCCGCCAUUUUCAAAUGGUCAUCAUCUGGCCUCCUGGGAUGGGCCGGGCGUCAACGUAUUGUACAAUAAAAUAGGUCUUUGCUGGUUUGAUUUGAGCGAUGUGCUUUUUCUGGUUCUUGUUCGUCUCCUUGUUCGAUAUGGAUGCUAUAACUCCUGGGAACAAGAGACCCCGGAGAUGACAAAAGGACAACGUUUUGAUUUUGCAAUUUUCGUUCGAUUCGUUUUUUUAUCUCCUAAAGGACUAUUUGUGCCCCUAACCAAACGUAUGACUUUACUGUCUGCACUACCCUUUACAAUAGAAAAAAAGCCUGGAAAGACCCGCGGGGAGAAACCUGGCAGUGGGGACAUUUGAGUACUCCGUACAAAACAUCCUCUCUUUUGCCGUUGCCUCCCGCUAAGCCCAGGCAACGAAGAAAGUCCCUGAAAAGCUACAACAUCAAUCAUUUUGCCUCCAGAACGGACCCAAAAAUCAGCAAUCAGCAA
Messenger RNA from Exophiala oligosperma, 2130 nucleotides. RefSeq lists its product as uncharacterized. Gene Ontology annotation, biological process: protein phosphorylation; regulation of vacuole fusion, non-autophagic; vacuolar protein processing. The record is from RefSeq and is a predicted model, not a curated record. The transcript is spliced from 2 exons. Gene Ontology annotation, cellular component: cytoplasm; Golgi apparatus. Gene Ontology annotation, molecular function: protein serine/threonine kinase activity; ATP binding. NCBI's taxonomy places the organism in Eukaryota, Fungi, Ascomycota, Eurotiomycetes, Chaetothyriales, Herpotrichiellaceae. Bases 289 to 1644 code for a protein of 451 amino acids.